Nematostella vectensis (starlet sea anemone) is the source of this 1673-nucleotide messenger RNA. RefSeq names its product UDP-galactose translocator. NCBI's taxonomy places the organism in Eukaryota, Metazoa, Cnidaria, Anthozoa, Actiniaria, Edwardsiidae. The record is from RefSeq and is a predicted model, not a curated record. Bases 193 to 1242 code for a protein of 349 amino acids. Gene Ontology annotation, biological process: pyrimidine nucleotide-sugar transmembrane transport. Gene Ontology annotation, molecular function: pyrimidine nucleotide-sugar transmembrane transporter activity. Gene Ontology annotation, cellular component: Golgi membrane. The transcript is spliced from 4 exons.
CUUUUGGGGAUCGUUUCGGGUCCUGGGAUCGUUUCGGGUCCUGGGAUCAUUUCGGGUCCUGUACAACACUCCUGUCACAUGAUACUCUUUUCGGAGACACUAUGAUAGAGUUAGAUGAAGUACUUAGCUUACUUUACCACAGAGUACAGCUGAAUAAAAUACUGCGGGCUCAGGUCUUCAACGUGUGACAAAAUGGCGGAAAGUAAAGGAGAAAGCGGAUAUUGCAGUAUCAAAUACCUUAGCCUGCUGAUCCUUACACUUCAAAAUGCUACCCUUAUAUUGACAAUACGCUACUCUCGUACUCUCCCUGGGGAGAUGUAUGUCUCCAGCACAGCAGUGAUUAUGGCUGAAGUGUUUAAAGUUGCUACUUGCUUGGUUAUAUUGCUUGUGAUGCAAGGCGGAGUGUUAAGCUGGCUCAGACACCUCUAUGACUCAAUCAUUGGUCAGCCUAUUGAUACUUUAAAACUUUCUGUGCCUGCCUUAAUUUACACAAUUCAAAAUAACUUGCAAUAUGUGGCCAUAUCAAAUCUAGAUGCAGCUACUUUUCAGGUGACAUACCAGCUGAAGAUUCUGACGACUGCCCUCUUCUCUGUCCUCAUGCUGAACAAGUCCCUGGGCCGACUGCAGUGGUUGUCGCUGGUCAUGCUAUUUGCUGGUGUAUCCAUAGUUCAGCUCCAAUCAAGCUCAACUAAGUCUUCUUCAACAUCUCAACCAAAUGCAACAAUGGCUCCCUCUGCAAAUCUUGCUACCAAACAAAAUGCCUUGCUAGGGUUUGGAGCUGUGGUCAUGUCCAGUUUAUGUUCUGGUUUUGCAGGUGUUUACUUUGAGAAGAUCCUGAAGGGGACGUCUGGGUCUGUGUGGCUUCGUAACGUCCAACUUGGCGCAUACAGCACUGUGAUUGGUCUAAUUGGUAUGCAGCUGAAUGAUGGUGCAAAGAUUGCAGAGAAAGGAUUUUUUCAGGGCUAUUCCUCUCUUGUCUGGAGUGUGAUAUGCAUGCAGGCUUUUGGUGGUCUGCUUGUGGCUGUGGUUGUCAAGUAUGCAGACAAUAUUCUCAAGGGUUUUGCAACAUCCUUCUCUAUCGUGCUGUCUUGUAUUGUGUCAAUCUACCUGUUUGCAUUUCACGCCAGCCUGCAGUUUGUAGUUGGUGCGGCGCUGGUGUGUACGGCUAUUUAUCUUUAUAGUACCCCGCCACAGCAACAACUGCCUCAAAAGGGCAAACUGACUCCUGCCUCGAAUGUGUAGUACAGAGGAAUCCUGAUAAAUCAAAUUGUGUAAUCCCAGAAAAGAUCCAAUCUUCCCAGAUCCCACCACCCACGGGGAUAGUAAAAAUUAUAGUGUUUGUGCGUUCACUCCAGACCACCACCCUUCCCUACAACACCAGAACUUCGAAUUCGCUCUCUCCCUUCCUAUUGAUCUUAUCUGGAAUUACUACUCUUUCUAAAAGUGCCAAAAAGUAGUGAAGUGAGUAUUUCAAAAAAAAUUAUAGCUAACAAAUGAUAUAGAGAUCGCGGGCCUCCAUCGCGGGCCUCCACUUGUGAUUUUAGCGCCUUACAUUGGGUUUGGGAGACUUCAGUCUCCCUAUUCAACAUGUCUGGGUUAUGGUAAGGGUCUAAGUCUUUUUUAUACAGAUGUGGUGAUGUAUACAUGUUUUAGUGACAGAACCUAAUUAAAAA